AUGACUCAUGAAAAUAAUAAAAUUAAUUCAGAAGAAUUUAUCCAAUCUUCUGAUAGUGAAAAUAAAAUUAUUCGAAGAAAAGCAUUUUUAAAGAAAAGACAAUAUAAUUUUGGAAAAAAUAAUAAUAAAUUUAAAAAAAAUAAAAGAGUAUAUAGAAAACGUUCUAAAAUAAUUAAAAGUAAAACAAUAAAUUCAAAUAAAUAUUAUUCUAAAAGAAAAUCUAAUUUUGAAAACAAAUUAUUUACAAAAAAUCAUUUAUAUUUUAAAUAUUCUAAUGAUAAAAAUAUUAUUAAUGAUACAAUAUAUCAAAUUCCAUAUUUAUCAUUAACAACAGAUACAUAUAGAAAAAAAUUAACAACAAUUAAUUCAAUUCAAUUACCAUUAAAUUAUUUUAAAUCACAAUCAUUAUACAAUAUUCCACCAUUAUCAAAUUCACCAUUAAAUAUAAGAAACUUCCAAAAAGAAAUAAAUAAUAUUGAUAAUAUUUCUGUUAAUCAAAUAAUAUAUGAGCCACUUUAUCCAGCUUCCAGUUUUAAAGGAAGUUUACUAUCUACUCAACAAAAUAGUGAAGCAUCAAUUCUAGCUCCAGAGAUAGAUUUAAUUUUACCUUCUAAACCUUGGAGUAGUAGUAGUUGUAAUAGUUGUGAUACAAACAAUCUAUCAUCUAAUACUUAUUCAUUUAUUGAAAAAGAAAAAAAUUAUCUUAAUAAUUAUCUUGAAGAAAAUAAAUCUAAAUCAUUACAUCAACCAAGAACUGUUAAAGGUGUAAAAAAAUUAAAUUUUUUUCAUAAACAAAAUAAUAUUCAAAGAACAAAAAGUGUUGAUUCAACAAUAUCAUCAUCAGAUAAAUCUUAUCUUGGUAGAAAUUCAUUAAAAAGUUUAAAAAGUUUAUCUGAAACUUUUUUAGAAACUGAUAAAAUGGUUAUUAAUCGUGAAAGUACAAAAAGUGAAAAUAUAACAUCAACAAUUAAUUUAAAUGAUAAUAUUAAAAAGAAAAAACAAUCUAAAUUUUUAUCAUUUUUUAAUAGAAAAAAAUCAUCAAAAAAAAUUUUAGAAGAAGAUGAAAAAAAAAUAACAAUAAAUAAUAAACCUGAAAAUAAUUAUUUUGUAGAAAGUAAUGAUAAGAAUGACAAAGAAAAUGAUAAAAAAUCUUCUGAUUAUAGAAAAGAAAUUUUUUCAUUUAAAAAUACUUUUAAAGAAAGUAUUUCAUCAUUUAAAUUUAAUUCAAAAAAAAAAUUUCGCGCUCCAAAUCCUCCGGACUGUAAAGAUAUUGAAAUAAAAAAAGAUAAUUUAUCUAUUUCAAUGCCAAAUGUUAAUGAAAUUGAACAUUUAAAUAAUUCACCAAUAAUGAUAUCAAAAUUCAAGAGUGUUUUUGAAGAAACAAAAAAUAAAUAUCAAUCAACACCAGAUUUAAGAGAGGAACAAAAAGAAUUGGUUGUUUGUACAUUAACAAAUAAAGAUUACAAAAUGACUGAAGAGGACAUGAUAAUUAAAUUGAAUUUAGAAACAGUUGAUAACUUUUUAAAAGACCCAGCAAAAGUUAAAAAGAAGAAAAAAGAUAAGCAUAAUAAGUAUGAUUAUCGUUACAAACAACGACAAGUUGAUCCAUAUAACAUAAAAGAUAAAACAACUGAUGAAAUGAUUAGAGGAAGAAUAAUAAAUACUGUAAGAAGUAAUAAUUACACAAUAGAUAACAAUGUACAACCAUUAAAUUCACAAAUACUUUUAAAGGAAUCUCCUCUACCAGUUAGUGAUAGUAGUGAAGAACUAGUAAGAGAAUAUAAUAAGUUAAAAAUUUUGUAUGAAAAAUUAAAAAAGUCUGUUGAUAGUACGCAAGAAUUAACAAGUCAAAGAAGUUUUAAUUUGCAGGCUUCAAUAAUUGAACAACAUAAUGUAGUUAAAAAGUUAUGUGAACAGGUGAAAUUAGAGAAAGAAUUGAAAGAAAAAGUCACUGAAGGUGAAAUGUCACCAAUGAUGAAUCCUAAAACUAAUUAUCAACUUGAUAAAGAUGGUAGACUAAUAAAUAAUAAUAUAACAUAUCAUACACCAUCAUCUCAAUCACCAGAAUAUAGAAAUAAUUCUACUACAAUACGUAUAGAUACUUUUCAUAUGGAUACAUAUUCUUCAAAUACAACUCUUCAUCAUUCAAAUGGUAAGAUUAUAGGAACAAAUAAUUUUUCUGAUGAAAGAUUAUAUGAAAAUAAUGAAAAACCAAAAAGUACUAAUUAUAUCAAUAAUAGAUAUAUUGAUAAUACAAAUCAUUCAAAAUAUUAUUAUAAUGAUAAAUCUUUUUCCAAAAAAGAUGAUUCAGAUAAAAUUACAAAAUUAUGGUUUAAUGAUGAGAGUAAUAAAUAUCAACAAAAUAAUAAUAAAUUAUCUAUACCAACAAAAAAUAAUCAUUAUGAAAAAAUUAAACCAAAUUAUAAUAAUAGAUUAGAAGAAGAAAUGAGAACGCAAAUGGAGCGAGAAAUGAAACAUAAAGAAGAAAGAAAAUUAGUUGAAGAAGAAGUUAUGUCAGGGUAUAAUAAAAUAUCAAAACCUAAUUCAACAAUUAUUAAUUUAUCUUUUGAUAAUGAAAAUGGAAAAUUUAAUACUUCUAAAAAUAAUAUUUAUAAUAAUUUUAAUAAUAUUACAUCUUCUUCAAAAUCUACUAUACCAUCAAAUUCAACUAUAUCAUAUAAUAAAAAUUUUCCUGCACCAAAAAAAGAAUUAAUUCUUUUGAAAAGUCCUACAAAAAACCAACAAAAUUUUUCAACUACAAUAAAUAAUAAUAUAAAAAAUGAUAAUAAAAAUUUCUUCCAAUUAGAUAAUAAAGAAUCAGUAAUAAAUCAAAUGAAAAAUACAUUACGUAAAGUAUCACCACCAAUUGAAAAAACUGGAAUGAUAUUGGGACGUGUUAUUGAUGAUGAUAUACCAAGACAAAAAAUUUCACCAUCAUCAAAAAAUUCAGAAAGUGGCAUAUCUAGUGACAGUUCACCAUCAACAUCACCACUUCCUCCUCCACCAUUAUUUAAUAAUAAUGGUACAUAUACAAAUAAAACAUUUAAACAUUUUCUAACAUCUAAUGAUAAUUAUACAAAAUUAUCAAAUAAUGAAAUUAUAGAAAAACCUAGAAAUCCUCCACCACCACCACCUUCAACUGGUUUAAAUAUAAAAAAUAAUAUCAACAAAUUAAACAAUAACUCUAAAAAUCAGAAUUCUAAAAAUGAUCAAACAAAUAGAAAUGAUCUAUUAGCAGAAAUAAGAAAUUUUGGUGGUGCAUCUAGAUUAAAAAAACAACAAUCUUAA
Molecule: messenger RNA, 3288 nt
Organism: Strongyloides ratti
Lineage: Eukaryota; Metazoa; Nematoda; Chromadorea; Rhabditida; Strongyloididae
Product: WH2 domain-containing protein
Exons: 11
Coding region: 1-3288 (1095 amino acids)
Molecular function (GO): actin binding
Source: RefSeq, a predicted model, not a curated record